AUGUCCGACACCGCGGCCAAUGCGCCGGCCACCGCCGCUGCUACUGAGUCGAAACCCAGUACUUUUCUCGACAAGCUGUCCAGGUUCACAAUUGGCAAGGACAGAGGCGAAUUGCCUGAGAAAGAUACCGGGGCCGCAUCAGAUGGAAGUGAGAACGCUGCUGCGGCAGUUCCUUUGACGAGAUGGCAAAAGGUCAAGAACCAUUUCCGACGGUUCUGGAUUAUCCAUCUUGUUAUAGUGAUCAUUAUCGCGGCUAUUAUGUUGCCAAUUCUCUUCAUCUACAUCAUCCCGCGCAUUGCCCAGGAUCUGCUGAACUCGGGGUCCAUCGUCAUCGACGGCGCGUCAAUCUUGCAACCCACUAGCAAGACCGUCAUGCUCAAGGUCGAGUCGCAUGUCUACGUACCAGGCCCCUUCACCGUCCACACAGAACCGCUGCAUCUGAACAUGUUUGUGCCGCAAGUUGGCUCCGAGUACCCCAUGUCUGUGCUUGAGCUACCGGAAAACAAAAUCCACAAGAACACCAGCAUGGACACCAAUGGAACUAUACUCACCCCGUUCGUAAAUUACACCUCGUGGCAGAACUUUGUUCACAACACUAUUUUCCUGGACGCUGGUGGGCUGGGUUUGAAAGGCACCGUGCCGACAAGGCUGGGCAAGAUUAAGAAGUUUGACCUUGACUUGGAUAAGAAUGUUCCCUCUAAAGGAUUGAACGGGUUCAAGGGAUUUACCAUUGAUUCAGCCCGCCUGCAACUUCCCGCCGAAGCCGAUGGUAGCAACCUGUUUGCCAAUGCAACCUUGCCUAACCAGUCUGUUCUGACUCUGGAAAUCGGCAACACUACUGUCGAUAUUCUGAGCGGUGACCUUGUCAUUGGUACCGGUUUUAUUGAUAGUCUCUUCCUCAAACCUGGAAACAAUUCAUUCUCGAUUCGCGGCACGGCCAACCUCACCACUCUGCUGCACAACAUCGGCCCGAUCAUGGCAUACCAGGGCCAAUAUAUCAAAAACGGCUACCUGCAGUUGACGACCCGCGUCACCAACAUCAAAUACAACGGCACCACCGUACCGUACUACACCGAAGAGAUGGGCAAGCUCCCACUCGUCGCCGAGACUCCUCUGCUCGGUCUCUUGCUCAACACGGUCAAGGGCCUCCUCAGCGGUAGCGCGGUGAACAAGACUCUAGUCCAGGAGGUCAAAGCCAAAAUCAACGAAAACCAUGCCGACCUCCACAAGCGCUGGGCCGACGUAGCGGACAAUUCCACCGAGUUGGAACUGGUUGCUAAGCGUCAUAUAGAGGACCUGAUGCGGUGGUCGGCGUAG
Messenger RNA from Talaromyces rugulosus, 1317 nucleotides. RefSeq lists its product as uncharacterized. The record is from RefSeq and is a predicted model, not a curated record. The transcript is spliced from 5 exons. Lineage: Eukaryota; Fungi; Ascomycota; Eurotiomycetes; Eurotiales; Trichocomaceae. Gene Ontology annotation, cellular component: fungal-type vacuole membrane. Bases 1 to 1317 code for a protein of 438 amino acids.